Molecule: messenger RNA, 1794 nt
Organism: Ictalurus punctatus (channel catfish)
Lineage: Eukaryota; Metazoa; Chordata; Actinopteri; Siluriformes; Ictaluridae
Product: dynein axonemal assembly factor 3
Exons: 12
Coding region: 133-1599 (488 amino acids)
Biological process (GO): axonemal dynein complex assembly; motile cilium assembly
Source: RefSeq, a predicted model, not a curated record
CGCACGUCUCACCCAUGUACUUUACAUAGUGUAGCAAAUCCCGCGCGCGCUGUUACCUAGCAACCGUUACAAACGAAGAACUGGCCUUCAUUUUGUCCAGAGUGAAGAUCCAGGUGUGUGUCAGGAGUGAGAAUGAGCACCGGGCGGACGCUGGAGGGCGCAGGGUGUGUCACCUGGUGGGGCUUCGGACCUGCAAGAGAUCUGCUCGAGGCAGGUAUGCCGAGGCCACAGGGGGAGCUGAAUGUUUUGCUGGUGGGCAGCGGCGACCCGAGACACAUCCUAAAGACCAUCUCGGGCCUCAAGGACACCGACUCCCUCCACGUUUGGGUGAUGGAGAACAGUAUGGAAGUGGUUGCGAGACAGCUGCUGCUCCUCUACAUAGCUCUGAGCGCACCGGAGAGCAUGGGCAUGCAAGAGAAAACGGAGGUCUUCCUCGAGCUGUUCGGGAACAGCGAGAUCCGCUCUCAAACCGACAACAAGCUGAAGGACGUCGCAGCUCGACUGGCUCUCUCCAUCAGCGACUCGCUGGACACAGACUCGCACACGCACCCCUGCCUGGACACCAGCCUUCUCAAGUUUAAGGAGAGAGAUGAACUGGCUCGGAUCUUCGAGCGGUGGAAGCGACCCGACUCCGCGCACGCGCUCAGUAUGCGUAAGGUAUGGGACGCCCGUGUCAGACAGCACCUCGGGACGCGCUACGAUGCCCGCACGGGCUGCUUCGACUGGGACCUCACCAUGAGGUUACACGACAGAGGGUGUGGCGUCGUAAGCAAACAGCAGUACAGCAGAUGGAGGGAGAGCGGCGUGGCCUUCGAGAUGAGGGAGGGAGUGUACUGCGUCGCUAAUCAGAGUCUGCUCUCCACGCGCGUGUUCAGCCGUAGAGGAGACAAGGUGGGAGUGCGGGGAUACUGGGGAGACAUCGUCUCAAGUCCCUAUCUGUCGUUCGGCAUUGAAACGGAGCACAAAGAGCUCCUGAAGAUGCAAAACAACCGACAUGUAAAGACUGCUCAGGACGUCUGUAUAGCGAACGUGCAGACGCUUUUUACGUCCCUGUCUUCUAGAGGACACGCGCACGUCUCCGAGCUCGCCGAGGAACCGAUCGAUGAUGCGGCAGAAACACGAUCGCCACCGGAGUCGUCUGUUUCCCACGAUGAACCGCGACAGGCAGGAGAGAAGCAGGUCCCUGCAGUUGUUCAGAAGGAAGCGAUCGAGCCUGAGAACGGAACGCAUGCAGAAGAGAAGCAGAACCGUGCGAGCCAUCAGAUAGAGUUGAUGAAUCUAAACGGAGUAAGCGUGUCCUUCCUGUCUCUGGAGUCUCUGCCCAAGCUGUCCAUGAAAAGCAGAUACUGCCGUCUGUUCAAUGCCGUCUACUGUUCAGCAAGCAUGGUGCACCAUUUGGACUACUCUUUGACGCAGACAGCGGCACCCGACGCCGUCCUGAUCGUCGAGCUCGCCAAGUACCUGUUGGACUUGUCUAAGGAGCAGGAGGCCGCUUUUGAGACGAGAGUCAGUGAAAUCGCUAAACAAAUGGGAUUUGUACCGGCUCACACUCGGGACAACGACGCGUAUGCUGUGUUCACGCUGCAAAAAGACCGAUAACACAGAACACACACACACAAACUACAAACCAUACACUUUUAACACAGUUUAUUACUAUUAACACACCGCUGGAAGAAGGAAAUCAGUCAUACUGUAGAAGUGUCGAGCUGGAUGUAAUGACAUCACAUUUAUUUCUGUGUUUCUUCAGUAGCAUUACAACUACAGACACCAAAUGUAAAUAAACGGCUAUAAUCA